AUGGUGAUAUCUGAGGGGGGUAGACGGCCAUGGAUAUUUGCAGCAGUUUACGCUAGCACUGACUUCAGGGUCCGGAGGACAUUGUGGGAGGAGGCAUCCAGGGUGGUUGAUCAGGGAGCACCAGUGCUGAUAGCAGGUGAUUUUAAUUGCAUUGAUGAUCCACAGGAGAAAAUGGGGGGGAAGAAUUUCAGUUACAAUAGGAAGGUGAGGGAGUUUCAAGAGUUCAUUUCUGGGAAUGGAUUGAUUGAUUUGGGUUUUGUGGGGCCAAGGUAUACAUGGUGCAAUAACCAACAGGGCUCGGCUCGGGUUUGGGAGAGACUAGACAGAGCUUUUGCUACAGCUGAAUGGAUUCAGGAAUUUCCAGAGUUUCGGGUCAAGCAUUUGCCGAGGAUUGCCUCGGAUCACAGCCCUAUAUUGGUGAGUACGGAGAUCCCUAUUCCACUUCGUUGUCCUUUCAGAUUUGAGAAGUUUUGGUGUUGUUAUCCCCGGUCUUGGGAGGUAGUGAGUGAGGCAUGGGGUAUGCCGGUGAGGGGUGACGCGAUGUAUCGAGUUUCUCGGAGGUUGGAGCUGACAAGGAGACGAUUGAUGAGGUGGAAUAGGGAUGAGGUUGGGAACAUUUUCAGAAGGAUAGAGGAAAUCGAGGAGGCUAUCACUAGACUACAGUCUCAGGAGGUACUGAGGGGAGGGUUAUUGGCAGGGGAGAUGACAGAGCUCAGAUCUCUUCUAUCUUUGCAUGAUUCUCUUCUUCGUCAACAAGAGAUAUUCUGGAGGCAGAAAUCAAGAGUUCAAUGGAUUUUAGAAGGGGAUCGAAAUACUAAAUUCUUUCAUCGAUCUACACUAGUCAGGAGGCAGAGGAACAGGAUCAGGGUCAUCAGGGGAGAGGAUGGACAGUUGACAGAGGAGCCGGACAGGAUUAUACGGGUGGUGGAGCAGUUCUUCAGAGCUAGGUGGACUGAGCAGACAGGGAGUGGGAUUUCCACAGACCUACCCCUGCCUUCGGUGGGGGUCUCGGCGGAGGAGUCUUCGGUGUUGAUUAGGCCGGUUACGGGGAGGGAGAUUCAGGAGGCAGUAUGGUCCCUUGCGGGGGACAAGGCACCCGGCCCGGAUGGUUUUCCUCCGGUAUUUUUUCGUAGAUAUUGGAUGCUAGUUGGGCAGGAUGUGAUUGAGGCUAUCCAGCAGUUCUUCCGUACGGCGGCGAUGUCAUCUGAUUGGCAGAGAACUUUUAUUGCCUUGAUCCCCAAGAGACAGGACCCUACCGAGCCGGGCCACUUUCGCCCCAUCAGUUUGUGCUCCACUUUGUAUAAGGCAACGGCUAAGAUCUUAGCUGUGAGAUUGAGAGACAUACUACCCAGGCUCAUUAGCCCAGAGCAGGGAGCUUUUGUCGCCGGGCGGAGCAUUACUGAUAAUGUGCUCAUUGCCCAGGAGUUUAUGCAUGAUCUUGGUAGGGCUCCUAGACGGGGAAGUUUAAUGGAGAUCAAACUUGACAUGGAGCGGGCAUAUGACAGAUUGAGUUGGGACUUUGUUCAGCAUUCCCUACAGAGCUUUGGUUUCCAUGAGACAUGGAUUAGAUGGGUUAUGGGAUGUGUGAGGGGCCCUUCCUUUGCUAUAUUGGCGACCAGGCAGGCUGCUCAGGUGAUUAGAUCUAUUGUUUCUGAUUAUUGUGCUGCUUCUGGACAACGAGUCAAUCUUGCUAAGACAACGAUACACUUUAGCCCGAAGAUCAAACCACAAGUGAAGGCAGCUAUUUUGGUGAUUUUGGGGGUUAGGCAGCAGGACAGUGGCCUGAGAUACUUGGGAGUUCCGAUUACGGGUCGACGACUACGCAGAGGUGAUUGUCUUUCACUAGAGACCAGCUUCAGACACAGGUUGGAGGGUUGGCAGACACAUACUUUAUCUAUGAUGGGUAGGGUUACCUUGGCACGGACAGUUUUGAGCUCCAUUCCGAUUUACCUCAUGUCUAGCUCCAUACUCCCAGUGGCGUUAUUGAGAUCAUUUGAGAGGCUUAUCAGAGACUUUAUAUGGGGCAGGCGGGGUGACAGGGGUGGCAUUCAUCUGAUGGCGUGGGAGGUGGUGUGCCAGCCGAUUAGGCAGGGGGGCUUGGGCGUGACUUCUUUGAUUUUGAGACAGGAGGCAUUGGCGAUGCGGCAUGCAGCCAGAUUUCUAUUGGAGCCCGAUAGUAUGUGGUCCUCCUUGAUGAGGGCCAAAUAUGGGAGACUGUUUAUUGGCACCCGUGCUGGGCGCCACUCGUCCCCUAUUUGGAGGGAGAUUUGUGCCAGAGGUCCGAUGGUGCUGUCGGCGAUCAGAUGGGCGGUGGGUGAUGGUCGAUCCAUUGAUGUACUCGAGGACAGCUGGGUGACGGAGUUUCCUAUUAGUCAGAUGCCGACGAUGGUGGAUGCAGAGCGGUUGCAGGGGUUUAGGGUAUGUGAUCUGAUUUAUCCCGGAGAGGGACGAUGGCACGAGGGCUUGAUACGGGAGGUUUUUGGAGAGCAGUUAGCGGCGAGAGUCAUGGCAUUACCUGUUCCAUCGCGGGGGGAGCCGGAUAGACUGAUUUGGGAGCCGACGGGCAGAUCGGGAGUCCGUGCCAGGGAUCUUCUUGCUCGGAUCGACACGACGCCUCACAGGCAGAUGGAUGUGGGUUGGAUAUGGAGGUUGAGGCUGCAUCCUCGAGUAGCGCUCUUCCUUUGGAAGGUGGCUUGGGGCUGCCUUCCGACUAGGAGUGUUCUGGUUAGGCGCGGUCUGAGGAUGACACAGUAUUGUGAGGUUUGCCCGGAGACCGAGGAGACUAUUCACCAUGUCUUACUUCUGUGCCCUAGGGCUGUACAGAUCUGGAGCAGCUUAUCUGGGCUCCCACUUCCGAGGUGGGAGUUAGUGGAGGAUUUGUUACAGUUUCUGCGGGAUUCCACCAGGAGGCCUAGUAUAGUACGACAGGGGAUUAUGGCUGCUUAUUUGGCAUUUCAUAUAUGGCUGGACAGGAAUGGACGCUUGUUUGAGGGGCGAGGGUCGGCCCCGAGGUUUGUGGUGGACAGAGCUAUGACACAGGCGGCGGAGGUCUUCUCGAUUACUUCAUUGAGUUCAUCUUUACUGGCUAGGGAUAUCUGGGGUACCUCUCUUGCUGCUGCAGCGACUGGAGCUUCUGGAGGAGUGGGCUUUGUUAUCAGGGACCAGUACGGUAGGUUGAUUGCAGCUGGUGGUCGGAGCACGCCAGGAUUGACGGUUGUUGGGGCAGAGCUACGAGCUGCCUGGGAGGGUAUCCGAUACGCGAGGUGUGUGCUGGGGGCCGACAGACUAUGCAUUGAGGGAGACUCUGCUACUGUGAUUGACUGGAUACGGGGAGUGGAUAGAUAUGGUGAUGGUCAUCCCUUGAUUCGGGAUACACGCAGACUAGUUCAGGAGUUAUUAGCUGUCCGGAUUGGUCAUGUAUAUCGUGAGGUGAACCGAGCUGCAGACUGGGUCGCCUCAUAUGUUGCUCGUCAUUCCGGGGAGGUCAUCUGGACCAGCCUGGCAGCCGUUCCCCAUUUGCUGCACUGUCUUUUGUCUUCUGAUCUGGCAGGAUGUACUCAAUCUUGA
Messenger RNA from Phoenix dactylifera (date palm), 3567 nucleotides. Lineage: Eukaryota; Viridiplantae; Streptophyta; Magnoliopsida; Arecales; Arecaceae. The record is from RefSeq and is a predicted model, not a curated record.